Messenger RNA from Talaromyces atroroseus, 1788 nucleotides. RefSeq lists its product as hypothetical. Lineage: Eukaryota; Fungi; Ascomycota; Eurotiomycetes; Eurotiales; Trichocomaceae. The record is from RefSeq and is a predicted model, not a curated record. Bases 1 to 1788 code for a protein of 595 amino acids. The transcript is spliced from 3 exons.
AUGAGGUUUUCUUCAAUCGGUGCUUUGGCCACCUUCUCGGUCAUACAUCGAAUCUCUGCCGGCGAUUGGGACACUGAAAACUGCUUUCCGGUCCCAAGAAACUGUGACAACAAAUGUACAGGCCAGCAACAGACUGGCUGGGACUGGUCAGGGCUCACCUUAGGGCAGUCUGUCUCGAACUAUGACGGCUUCGGCUUCUCAGGCUUCACUUGCUCUAAUAGCGGUCGUCCUGGCAUAGGCAAGCGUGAUGCCGAUAAAUGCAUCUCUGGUACCAUCUCCAAGCCCAGUGGUGCAGGCUCAGCCCCCAAAAUCACCUGUGGUGAUGAUAUAGAUGCUUUCUCCAUCACCUCUUUCAAUGUCUAUGUUGAUACCGCGACGGAUGUCUCGUUCAACUUUGGAAUGCCCGAUGGAUCCAAUUGUCAGUUCACCACCAGCUGUGGGAUUGAAGGCACGCAUGUCUCGAACGACCAGUGCGGCGGUGCUACCUCGGUCAGCUGGAGUAUCCCAGAUACCAGCAAUGUCGACAGCUGUGGAUUCGGCAUUUACUCUAUCGGAUUUGAUUGCAGUCCAGGUAUCGGCUCUAGUCACACUACCACAGGCCCUACCACUUCCAAGACCAUUCCACCUAUUCUGCCAAACACUGCCACCUCCUCGCUCCCUGCUCAAUCUGUGACUGUCCCAGCCCCGUCCACGACUGAAAGCCCUUCUUUCACUGCCAAUCUUUCUGAAACAACCCCUGUAUCUGUCGUCAGCAGCACGUCUUCAUCCAAGCCAGCCGUCAGUACUGCUGCUGGAUCCACGAUUUCCGUAACUGAGAUCUUCACCCCCUCAACCAUAUACACCACAACGGAAGUCACCAUCACCAGUUGCGCGCCAACAGUCACCAACUGCCCGGCUAAUUCCCACAGUGUCAUUACCCAGACCGUCGCUGUAUCUACUACCCUUUGCCCAGUCACGGCUGCAGAGACGGGACAGAGUACUGUCAUCCCCGCUGCUCAGACUGGUUCUACUGGUAGCUCACCCUCAUCCACAUCUCCUUCAUCUGCUACGCAUUCUCCAAGCAGUAGUUCACCAUCAAGCUCCAAUCCAAACUUUAGCGCUACCUCCAGUCCCGGAAACACCAGUCCAGGCUCCUGUCCCAGCGUCGUUCCCAAGUGCAUCAACACCUGGCUUCCCAGCACGUGCACUGACAACACAGACGUAUCUUGCUUCUGUCCAUCAUCAAACACGACAUCGAGCAUUAUCUCCUGUAUUCAAGCCUGGAGCAGUGACUCAUCUGAAAAAUCCACCGCCCUGUCGUACUUCACUGGUAUUUGCAGCGGAUACGUCAGCACCAAUCCAGGAAUCGUCACUGGUGUACCGUCCACCAUCACUCUUGCCCCGACACCAGCUCCCUCUACUUCUUCAUCCGGCAUUUCCACUAUUGCGACGGUGGUCGGGGGAGGAACUGCAACUGCUCUACCCUACACAACCAUCACGUACUCCUCGAGCACGUACAUUGUUCCACAAGUAAUAUUUACGACGGUCACAUCAACCGGCGUCUCGGCCACAACUACGUCUGUCGGCCUCGUGGCUGUCACAUCUGCGCCUGCAAACCAGAAUCCUGUCUCUACAACACUCGCUACUAGUAGGAGUAUCCCCGGUGUAGCUGGUGCCACGGGGUACAGGACUCCCUCUCCCUCGUCGACGCUUACGCCGUUUACGGGUGCGGCAGUUCCUGGCGCCUCAAUUUCAAGCCAAGAUGCUCUUCUAACUGUGGUAAUGGGGCUGUUGGCUUUCUUUCUUUAG